AUGAGUGAAACAAUGUUGAAAGAAAAUGAAAAAUUAAAAGAAUUAUUGAAUGCUUCUAAUGAACAACUUGAGAAGCUAUGCAAACAUGUGGAAAAGAAGCAAGAAAUAUCCAACAAUAUGAAGGCACAAAUUAAUCAGUUGCAAGAUCAACUAACUGUCAAAAUUGAUGAAAAUUCACAGCUAGAAAAACAGGUAUCCAAUAUAUCUUGUUUACAUUCCAAAAUAUCCAACAAUAUGAAGGCACAAAUUAAUCAGUUGCAAGAUCAACUAACUGUCAAAAUUGAUGAAUUGAAGAUAUAUGUAGAAGAGAUCCAGAAGUUAAAAAAGAGUAUAGUCAGAUUGCAAUCACAAUGCAAUGCUACGCCAAGGAGUACAUCCAGCAAAACAUCAUCAACGUCGUCAUCUUCAUCAUCACCACUAUUAUUCAGCCAAAAGUCGCAACCACCUCCAUUGCCACCAUUAUUAUCCAGCCAAAUGUCUCAACCAUCGUCGUCAUCAUCGUCGUUUUCCGCAUCAUCGCAUCUUCAUUCAAAAACCUUCCCAACUUUAAACGAUCCUGGACAUCUAUCAGGCGGUAAUAACACGUACAAUAAUAAUAAUAACGUCAAUAACGAUAACAAUUUCAAAGAACCUCCUUCUUGUAAAAGCACACAUUCCUCCACAAAUCACACUGUAGCUCACGAAUCAGAAUGUAGAGACGGGGAUUCCAGUUACAAAUGCCCCUUGUGUCAGUUCCCCUUCGAGGACAGAGAGGCUUUUGCAAAUCACAUGACAAGAUGCGAUGGAGCUACGCGAUGA
This is a messenger RNA of Helobdella robusta, 798 nucleotides long. RefSeq lists its product as hypothetical. Bases 1 to 798 code for a protein of 265 amino acids. The transcript is spliced from 4 exons. Lineage: Eukaryota; Metazoa; Annelida; Clitellata; Rhynchobdellida; Glossiphoniidae. The record is from RefSeq and is a predicted model, not a curated record.